Colletotrichum scovillei is the source of this 426-nucleotide messenger RNA. RefSeq lists its product as uncharacterized. Gene Ontology annotation, biological process: nucleoside metabolic process. NCBI's taxonomy places the organism in Eukaryota, Fungi, Ascomycota, Sordariomycetes, Glomerellales, Glomerellaceae. The record is from RefSeq and is a predicted model, not a curated record. Gene Ontology annotation, molecular function: catalytic activity. The transcript is spliced from 2 exons. The coding region runs from base 1 to 426 and encodes 141 amino acids.
AUGACAUUCGACUCGGUAAUAUUAUCAUCAGCAAACCAGGUGGCGGAUAUAGCGGGGUAUUCCAAGAAGAUCAAGAAGCGGAAGAAGUAUACACGACCUGGUUUAAUAAGCGACAGAUUAUACAAGCGUUACGUUGUACAUCCUUCGGAUUCACCUGACGGCUAUGAAAUCGUAUGUGGCGAUAAUGCCGCUUACCUUACAGCCCGACAUGAACGUGACGAAGAAGAUAACGACCCUGCCAUCCACUACGGCUUGAUCGCUAGCGGGAAUCAUCUGAUGAAGGAUGCGCAUAAGCGGGACGAACUGGCUGCUGAAAGGGAUGUUCUCUGCUUCGAGAUGGAGGCUGCCGGUCUGAUAAACAACUUCCCAUGUCUAGUCAACCGGGGUAUCUGCGACUACUCUAACUCUCACAAAAGUAAAGAGUAG